UUUUGCUCAAAACCUCUUUUAAAUUGUUCUAGUUAUGGUAGCUUGUUUUAUAGGGUAGAGGGAAAUAUAAUACCCCCAAGAUAAAAAAUGUCGUUUAAUUUUGCACCUUGAAGUUUGGUAAGAGAAAGUUACUUGGGUUUGAAAAAGAACGACACGUGGGGUUUUGUGACAGAGCAUUGUUGGAAAGGAGACAGACAAGGAUGUGUUUUUAGGCAACUGCGUGGUUAGAAAAGUUUUUGUAUACCUUUUAGGUUGAAACUUUAAAGGAUAAAUAUGCACAGUCUUCAAAAGAUCCUGAUUUUAGUAUUUUUAACUUACACGGUUACGACUGCUGACGAAAAAUCAAAAAAAGACAAGAAGAACAGCCUACCGAUCCAAGUAAUUCUCAAUCCAAAUGGCAAGAGAAAAACAUCUGAACCAGCAGGUAGCAUAAUCAAAAGGGAAAACAAAGCCAUCGAACUCGAGAUUCAUUCUGGUGAAGGCGGCGACGGCAAAGUUGACUUGAUUAUUGCUGCAACAAAAGGCAUACAAGCUACUGAAGAAUCACUUGACCGAUAUUCUCCGACAUACAACGCAGAAUAUGACCUUAAGAAUGACGGGUCUCCAAAGAAUUUAAAAUCCAAUUUCCUGACUAAUAAGAAUCCAGGAAUAUCUCGACAAGACAGAAAUCCUUUUUUCUCAUUGCCAAGCAUAGCUGAUACUACUCCCUACUUUGCUAUGCGAGAAAUUCUUCAGCAUUCUCAACCUUUGAUAUUAGGCCGUAGCCAGUUCUUCCCUUUGGAAAAUUUAAAACAUUUUGAGCAGAAUCUGCAACGAGAAAUACUACCACACAGUUUAGAACAUGGUAGUGUAUUUCGAAGCAACAAUAUUGAUUCACCUUUUGGUGCAAUACUCCCUCAACCGUUUUUCUUAAGAGAAAUUACUCCUGAUUUAGAACGUCAGCUUAGAAUUUCUAACAACCCUAAUGUGUUAGGCGUAGCUCAAUAUGCGUUAAUACCACAACGCCCUCAGAAUAAUGAAAAUAUUGGAAAUUUACCUCAACAGAUACCUAUUAUUCAAACACCACCUCAAAAUAGGUAUCCUUUAAUUAAUCAGACUCCACAGAGAGAUCCUGUAGGAAACAGUCAACUUCGUAAUUAUGACAGAACAGAACCACAUCAUUCGCCGUACAUUUCUAGCCCACAACAAAAUGUAGUGAAAAAUGAUGGCCUUACCAGAGUUCAGGAGCACAGUCCACCAACACAUCAACAACUUCCUGUUCCUCAUCGACCACUAGGACAGGAAAUUUCAGGCAAGAACUAUAACACGGUUUCAAAUUUGCAUAACUCUGUGUUGCCUCACAGAGAGUCAGAACCUUCCCCUUUUCGUCAUCUUGACCAAAAUAAUGUAUAUCAAAUCCAGCCUCCAUCGGCAAACAUCGGAAUAAGAAGCCAUCUUCUGUACCACAAUCCUCAACUCAACCAACAACAACAAAUGAGGAAUGAGCAGCAAAUUCAACAGUUAUAUCCUGUUUCUCAAAAUGCUAUCAAUCAACAACAACCAUCUAAUCCUCAAGGACCUGUUGACUACCAUCCUUUACUGCGAACAAGAAUAAUUUCUCAACCAGAAGGAGCCCUAAGAUAUGGAGACAACCAGCCACUUCUAAAGGACUUACAGACGCAAUUGCUUCCACCUCCCAGUUUGUACCAUGAACAAAGGUAUGCGGUUAUACCGAGUCAGCAUUCUAUUGCACCUCAAACACCUGUGUUAAAUAACCAAAUUCAUCAACUUUCAACUUCACCCCAAAGACCUAAUCUAAAUAAUCAAAUUCAUGAUCCGAUUAGUGUAUCUCAAAGGACUGCUCUAAGCAAUCAGGCUUCGAAUUUACCCCAAAGAUCUAAUUUAAACAACCUUCAUCAACCUUCUACUAUAUCUCAAAGACCUAAUUUAAAUACCCAAUUUCAUCAAUCUUCCAUUUUAUCUCAAAGACCUAAUUUAAAUACCCAGUUUCAUCAGCGUCCUGUGUCCCAAAGGCCCGAUUUAAACUACCAAGCACGUCCUGCUGUUGGAUACGCUUCUCAGAAUCUACAUAGCUUUCCUAGAGAAACAAAUAGGGUACUGCAAGAAGAUCCAAAACCUAUAUAUCGUCCUCAAACAGAAUACCAGAAGUCAUCCAAUUCACAGCAUCCUCAACCUUUGCACAACAGUCUCUCUACAGACGUAAGGAAUUAUCCGUAUCAUCGAACUAGUCAUGAACCUGCUUAUGCAACACAUUCACGAACUUCUUUAGAGGAAGAGGAGAGCAUGGAUUCGAAAUCGGCAGAACAUAUGGUGUCACCAAAAAGCAGACGAAAGUUUAAGCCUGCGGAAUUUUAUGAUUCUGAUGAUUCCCUUCCUCAAAAGAAACUGACGAAAAGUCGUAAACGAGGAAGCAUUAAAGAGAAAACAGAAGAUCUACAAGGUCAUUCAUCUCAUCAAUAUAUUAUCAAAAUCGGAUGACUAUCGAACUUCAUGAAAUACUUAUAUUUAUUUUUUGAUACCGAGUGCUACGGGUGGUGGAUGUUUUAAAUUUGUAAAGAUAUAUAUCAUUAUAAUUAACACAUUGAAGCAAAAAUAUACAUUAAUUUGAAAGCGAGAAAAUGUUUUAAUGUAUUAUUUAUCAAAUUUAAUUAAAACAUAAAUAUAAAAAUUGCAAGAGACUUAUACGAUGCAUUAAAUAUUUUUUAUGGAAGUAUGCUUAUUUCGAACCAGCUACGUAAUACUACUUUAAGAUAAUUUUAUUUAUGUCAGGCAUAUAUAUAUAUAUACAGGGUGGUUCU
This is a messenger RNA of Stegodyphus dumicola, 2798 nucleotides long. RefSeq lists its product as uncharacterized. The record is from RefSeq and is a predicted model, not a curated record. Lineage: Eukaryota; Metazoa; Arthropoda; Arachnida; Araneae; Eresidae.